This is a messenger RNA of Poecilia reticulata (guppy), 965 nucleotides long. Lineage: Eukaryota; Metazoa; Chordata; Actinopteri; Cyprinodontiformes; Poeciliidae. The record is from RefSeq and is a predicted model, not a curated record.
CCAGAGCUGUAUUUAAAGAGGAAACGUUACAGGCCACUCGGUUGCAGGUUUGAGCUGUGGAAAAUAGUGUGAGUAGAGUUACUAAAAGACUUUGGCCAUAACUGAAGAUGAGGCUUGUACUCCCGCUCCUGUUGGCAGUUUGGGUCAGCGCUCCGUUCGGCGGCUGCUUUCUCCCCACCUCGUCAUGCCUCCAAUCUCCAGCAAAGUGGUGCUCAUCUUUAGACUCAGCUGUUCAGUGUGGGGUGAGCUUUUAUCGAAGAACAAUGACAGACUCGAUGCUCUUCCCCACCUACCUGCUGCUCAACGACAUCAUGUCUGUUACUCUGGUACCCUAUGGAAAUGCACAGGAGACGCCUGUCGCUCAGAAGUAUACCUAUGAGUGCCAGCAUGGGAAACAGGAGUGUCUGGGGAACAUGAUAGAGACCUGUAUAAUGAACAUGACUGAUAUGGCUUUCCCAAUCAUCUUCUGCAUGGAGUUCUCUGCUGAUGUCAUCGGCUCAGCUGAAAGUUGUCUGAAAGUCUACGCCCCUGAUUUGAGCAUGGACAAAGUAAUGAGCUGUGUUAAUGGAGACAUGGGAAUGCAGUUGAUGCACCAGAAUGCCUUACAGACCAAGGCAUUGAACCCUCCYCACCAGUAUGUGCCCUGGAUUACCAUCAAUGGGGUGCAUACAGAMGACCUACAGGAAAAGGCCAUGUCCUCUCUGUUCACACUGGUCUGCUCCACGUAUAAGGGAACAAAACCUGCUGCCUGUGGAGGGAGCCAGAAACUACACUACAAAAGUUAUUGCCACAAUGAAUGAAGAAGCAGCUCAACGCUGCAGGCUCUAAACUGAACACUCAGAAAUAUUGGUUUCCUUUGUAUCUUUUUAAUUUUGUCUCUGAAAAAGAUGGAAGAUUCUGUUCACUUCAUUUUUAAAACUUGAACAAAUAAAUAAAACUUUCUUUCCAAAAUAUCUGAAAUCUGA